Molecule: messenger RNA, 1669 nt
Organism: Ipomoea triloba (trilobed morning glory)
Lineage: Eukaryota; Viridiplantae; Streptophyta; Magnoliopsida; Solanales; Convolvulaceae
Product: E3 ubiquitin-protein ligase DIS1-like
Exons: 5
Coding region: 595-1512 (305 amino acids)
Biological process (GO): ubiquitin-dependent protein catabolic process; multicellular organism development
Cellular component (GO): cytoplasm
Molecular function (GO): ubiquitin protein ligase activity; protein binding; zinc ion binding
Source: RefSeq, a predicted model, not a curated record
UCCCGGAACGCGCACAAAAGGACACGCCUUCUUUAUUUUGAAAAUUGAAAUCCCCCUUUUCUUCUCCUCAAAUCUCUCCUCACUACACCAUCAUUUGCUCCUCAUCUUCCUCUUCAAAUCACCAUUUCAUGUAUCCCCCUAUCAUCUCUGUCUCCAUCUUUUGAGCUUGCAGAGCCGAUAGUGCCUCCCUGCCUGCCUUCUUCUUAGGGUUUCUCCUCCUCCUAUGCGUUCUUCAUUUUCAUGCUCACACACCCACCUGCUGCUCCAAUCCUAGGUACCGGAAGCAUUAUUUCACUGUGCGUUUCCAACUCCAGAUUGCAACUUUAUGAUUGGAAUGGUUCUUCUUUUCGUGUUGGACGGCGGUUGUCGUUUUCGGAAUGGAAUGUUCUAGAUCUGUUGCGAGUCUUCUUUGAAUCUCAGUGUGCCAUUUCCAUUUAGGUAACUCUUGGGCAUUGACAGAAGAGAUGGCACAGUUGCCAUAAAGGACAGGGUUGAUAAAUACCCUUGAAAUAAAUGUGAAGUUCAUAAUAAUGUCCUUAAUGUUAGCAUUGCAGUUUCUGGGAGGGACUGUCACUAUAUUAGCAAAUAAUAUCAAUGGCGACGGGAAUUCCUUAUUUUGAUGAUAUCAGAUGUAAACCUGAGGUCAUUGAUCCUCCACAAGAUGAAGACUCAACGGAUGUUGGUGAACUUUCCAGUGAGCCUAUGCAGAAUACUCUAAAACCUAAUGUAACUGUUUCUAGCAAUGUUCGUGAACUAUUGGAAUGUCCAGUGUGUCUAAAUGCCAUGUAUCCGCCAAUUCAUCAGUGUUGCAAUGGUCACACAUUGUGUUCUGGUUGCAAGCCCAGGGUACACAACCGCUGCCCAACUUGCAGGCAUGAGCUUGGUAAUAUUAGAUGUCUUGCUUUGGAGAAAGUCGCUGCAUCUCUUGAGCUCCCUUGUAAAUAUCAGGACUUUGGGUGCAUGGGGAUCUAUCCUUACUACAGCAAACUGAAGCAUGAGUCCCAAUGUGCUUUCAGACCUUAUAAUUGUCCUUAUGCAGGGUCAGAGUGCACAGUGAUCGGUGACAUUCCCUUUUUAGUGGCUCAUUUGAAAGAUGACCACAAGGUUGAUAUGCAUAGUGGAAGUACCUUCAACCAUCGCUAUGUUAAAUCAAAUCCACACGAAGUUGAGAAUGCUACAUGGAUGCUUACAGUUUUCAGUUGCUUUGGGCAGUAUUUUUGCUUGCAUUUUGAAGCAUUUCAGUUGGGGAUGGCACCAGUUUACAUAGCAUUCUUGCGGUUCAUGGGAGAUGAUAAUGAAGCUAAAAACUACAGCUACAGUCUUGAAGUUGGAGGGAAUGGGAGGAAGAUGAUUUGGCAAGGGGUGCCAAGAAGUAUAAGGGAUAGCCAUCGGAAAGUUCGUGACAGUUUUGAUGGCCUCAUCAUUCAACGCAACAUGGCCCUAUUUUUCUCGGGUGGGGAUCGAAAGGAGUUGAAACUAAGGGUCACUGGUAGAAUAUGGAAAGAACAAUGAAUGGAUUUUCUCUAGAUAAAUGUUUUCUACCUUAGGAGACAUUUUGUUCGGUUUAGCAGUCCAACCAUUUCUCUUGGUCAUGUAUUUUUUGAACAUAUGAAGCAAGAUCUCUUUGCUUGUCCAUGAAAUACACGAGUGAGAAUGCCUAGUUAUGCAA